Messenger RNA from Anarrhichthys ocellatus (wolf-eel), 2304 nucleotides. Its product is annotated as class I histocompatibility antigen, F10 alpha chain-like. Lineage: Eukaryota; Metazoa; Chordata; Actinopteri; Perciformes; Anarhichadidae. The record is from RefSeq and is a predicted model, not a curated record. Gene Ontology annotation, cellular component: external side of plasma membrane. The transcript is spliced from 7 exons. Gene Ontology annotation, biological process: immune response.
UCAGUUCAGUCCUGAUCCUGGAGCUGAGCGGACCGGAUCACUUUAAUAAUAAAAAGCACCAAAAGUUAAGAUGCGACAUUUCACUAUGGAGGCGUUGAUUCUGUCUCUCCUGAUGAUACACCUUCACGGCGCGGCAGCAGUGACUCACUCUCUGAAGUAUUUCCACACUGCGUCCUCUGGAGUCCCAAACUUCCCAGAGUUUGUGGCUGUUGGGUUGGUUGAUGACGUUGAGAUGAGUCACUAUGACAGUAACACCAGGAGAUAUGAACCCAAACAGGACUGGAUGAUCAGAGUCACAGCAGAUGAUCCUCAGUACUGACAGCAACAGACUGAGGGCUCUGUGAUUAACCAGCAGGUCUGCAAAGCCGACAUGGAAACAGUAAAGCAGCGCUUCAACCAAACUGGAGGUGUCCACAUUAUCCAGAGGAUGGUUGGCUGUGAAUGGGAUGAUGAGACCAAUGAGAUCAAAGGUUUUUAUCAGCAUGGUUAUGAUGGAGAAGACUUCAUAUCGUUUGACCUGAAGACAGAGACAUUCAUCGCUCCAAAACAACAUGCUGUCUUCACCAAAGACAACUGGAAUAAUAACAGAGCUGUGAUAGCACAGAAGAAGAACUACUUGACUCAGAUCUGUCCUGAGUGGCUGAAGAAGUAUGUGAACUACAGGAGGAGCUCUCUGAUGAGAACAGAGCGUCCCUCAGUGUCUCUCCUCCAGAAGACGUCCUCCUCUCCAGUCAGCUGCCACGCUACAGGUUUCUACCCUGACAGAGCCACACUGUUCUGGAGGAAAGAUGGAGAGGAGCUCCAUGAGGACAUGGACCACGGAGAGAUCCUCCCCAACCACGAUGGAUCCUUCCAGAUGAGCGCUGACCUGAAACUGUCAUCAGUCCCAGCUGAAGACUGGAGGAGGUACGACUGUGUGUUCCAGCUGUCUGGUGUGAAGGAGGACAUCGUCACCAGACUGGACGGAAAGGUGAUCAGGACCAACGAAGAGAAGCCCGCUGACAUGACCUUCAUCAUCAUCAUCAUCGCAGUGGCUCUUCUUGCUCUCGUCAUCGCUGUGGGUGGAUUCAUGUUUCACAGAAACAGGAAAGCCAAAUGCCCUCCGACCUCUGACACCAGCUCUGAGCUCUCUGAGAAGCUGAACCCUGCGCCUAAAUGCUGAAGUCAGCGCCCUGCACACAGUUUAUGGAUAAAUAUUUCACUGGAUCAAGAAGUGGUGCCUCCACACUCUCCUCCAUAAACUGUCAACUCAUCGCUUAUUCAUCGUUCAUAUCAUGAAGUCAUUGAAUCUAGCUGGAGAUGCUCAUCGAUUGGAACACAAAGAAAACAUUUGAAAACUAGGAGCAAACAUCAGUGGUGACGUUAAAUGAUUUGGAUCGUUUAGUUUAAAUUUAACAAAAUGUAAUUUCCUCUGAUGAGAUGUUCUUAAAUCAAACGAGGAAGAUUAUUGUUGGAGAUCUUCAGAACAAUGAAAGCAUCACAGCACUCUGCACACACAAAGAUGUGUGUUCAUCUGAAACAAAUCCUCCAUAUUUACACUUUAAUGCUUCUGCUGUUGGGUUUCUGGUUAAAUCAAUGUUGGUAACACAAAUGUAAAUACACACACACACACACGUGUGCAUUCCCAUUGCCACACACACACUGGUAGGGUCUGGUGAUAUGAAGACGUAAAGCUUGAGAUCAGAGAUCUUUGUCAACCAGUAGAGUUUCUUCUCUUUUCAUACUGAGGAAGUCGUUCUCUGGUUCUCUGCUUGGGUUCCAUCACUGGGGGAAACGCUGCAAAUCACUCGGCAGCAUCCAGAAACACGCUGCGGGAACCGGACGCCCGGAGUCUCCCGUAGGUGUCGGUGUCAUGGUUUCCUAUCUGUGUCUCUGCUGCUGGUAAACUGGACUCCAGCUCUCUCCCAGUGUGGACUGGGAUUGACUCCAGUCCCCCUCCACUCUCAGCAGGAGGACACACAUUUAUUUUACACUUGUGUAAAUAGUUUGUUUGUAUAUUUCAUUUUUUUUCUAGCAGCAGGUCAAAGUAAAGAAUCAUUUAUGUCUCUGCGUGUUUUCUUCAAUAAUCAAGAGGAUGUUUAUUGUUUUGAUCUGAUUUGAAACAUUAUUUUAUGUAAAUGAAGGCUUCUAGUUUCUAAAGGGCAGUGAGAUGUUUGAAGCUUCUCAGCUGAUAGAAAUCUUCUUCAAUAGAUUUCCUGAUAGUAUUUUGGGACGAGGAAGGGUGUUGGCUUUACAAUGAAUGCUAAUGAAGUGGCUCUAUUUCAUUCCUUUUCUACUUUUCAAUAAAGUGCCCAAAACUCCAAA